GGCUUCUUACCAGAUUACAGACUUCAGCUACCACAACACGAACUCUAUUACCAUCCAGUUCCUAUUCUCAAAACAUUCCAAGCUGUUUGUGGAAACUGGGCCGACUUAAUCACGUAGCAAUUGCAGUACCUGAUCUGGAGAAAGCUCAGUCCUUGUAUAAAGAUGUGUUAGGAGCACAGGUUAGCGACACUGUUGCUCUUCCUGAACAUGGUGUCUACACUGUUUUUGUGGAGCUGGGAAAUACCAAGCUGGAACUUCUACAUCCUUUAGGAGAAGAGAGUCCCAUUGCAAGCUUUCUGCAAAAAAACAAGAUUGGAGGAAUGCAUCAUAUCUGCAUUGAGGUUGAUGACAUAAAAGUGGCUAUGACAGAACUGAAGAAAAAUAAGAUACGAAUAUUGAGUGAAGAGCCAAAAAUAGGUGCACAUGGCAAACCUGUGAUUUUUCUUCACCCUAAAGAUUGCCAUGGAGUCCUUGUGGAACUUGAGCAAGCUUGAACUGUAAUAUUCAUAAAUAAAACAAUAGAUUAGCCGUGAAGUUACUGAGCUGGUGCUGGGAAUAUUGAUGUGAUAUUUACUCUUUACAAGUUCACUGUAGUUGCCAUGUAUUAAGUAGAGCUUUUGUGUACUGAAAUUGUGCUACAGAUUUAGGGGUUUUUUUUGAUGUUGAUCUGAUUUUCAGAAUUAAUAUUUACAUUUUUUGAAUUCUUUGUGAUUCUAGAGACAAACACAUAAGCCAAGUAGUAAUUUAUGUUCUGUUGCCUCGUGUUUGCAGCACGAUUUUACCUCUAUAACCACAGAAACUGUACAAUUUCUGGGUCAACCCACAUUAUUUUGUUCUACAUUUCAGAGCAGAGACCCACUUCUCAGUGACAACGAUAUAGCUUAGAUAUUCACCUUAGAAAUAAAAGAAAA
This is a messenger RNA of Nestor notabilis (Kea), 911 nucleotides long. RefSeq names its product methylmalonyl CoA epimerase (gene MCEE). The transcript is spliced from 2 exons. The annotation marks the transcript as partial. NCBI's taxonomy places the organism in Eukaryota, Metazoa, Chordata, Aves, Psittaciformes, Psittacidae. Gene Ontology annotation, cellular component: mitochondrion. Gene Ontology annotation, molecular function: methylmalonyl-CoA epimerase activity. Gene Ontology annotation, biological process: L-methylmalonyl-CoA metabolic process. The record is from RefSeq and is a predicted model, not a curated record.